Molecule: messenger RNA, 363 nt
Organism: Dracunculus medinensis (Guinea worm)
Lineage: Eukaryota; Metazoa; Nematoda; Chromadorea; Rhabditida; Dracunculidae
Source: the annotation of a GenBank genome assembly
AUGGUGAUGGAUAUUCGUGUUAAGCUUGAUUUCCCUGCCAUGGAUUAUAAUAGUCGGUUCAGUGGCUUAACAAAAAAUUUGGUGAAGCGAAAAAAGGUAACGAAGUUAUUUUGUAUUCAAGCGAGAGAAAGGUUUCUCGAGUUCGUUAACUCAGAAACUAUUCUAACUGGGCAUAGUUUGGAAAGCGAUCCAAAAGCCCUACGAAUUGUCCACCAGAAAAUAGUCGAUACAUCCGAUGUUUUUCCGCAUGAAAGAGGACUACAGUAUAAAGAGGAAUCAAGUUUAACAAGAAUAUCCAUCACCAACUCGUUCCUGCAGUUUACUAAAGUCACUCUCGCAAGUGACAAGCCGCGCCUUGUGUAA